GUUGUGUACAGAUAUCGGACUACAAAGAGUGCUACAGAGAGCCAGCGUUUCACCAUCAGACAGGUGCUAAUAGGCUGAAGUUGGCCCAAUGGAGUGGAAGUGCAAGUUGUGUUCUGCAACUUCAAAUACCCGGGGACAAUUAUUUUGGCACUAUACUGUACUGCAUAGCCAAUAUUCAAGAGUGUCCCCCCUGCCAUGUCUCUAUGACAGUUGCAUUUGUACUUUUCCAUCAUUCGAAGCGAUGAAAGCUCAUCUGUCAAGAUGUCAUAAUGAUUCAUGUAGAGUAGAUGCAACUGAAGGAGCAUGUGUUUUUUUUACAUGUCCUUUGUGUAACUUCAAGCAGCCCUUUUCUGAGGAAAUUCUAUUGGGUCAUUUGAGAAGUCAUUUACGAAGUCAUGAGAUGGUAGCAUGCCCAUUCAAGAAUUGUAAUUACAGAACAAAUAGCUACUCAGCGUUUAAUGCACACAAAAGUAGAAAACAUGGUGGUGAUUCAGACUUUGGUGAAUGUGUUGUAUUGGCAGACAAUGAUAGUGCCCCAGUUGUAGUUGCAGCAGAAAGUCUUGGGGAACACGCUGAAAGUCACAGUGCAGGGUCUGCGGACACAUUUGAUCUUGAUGAGGUGAACGGUCAGUGUGACACAGACACUUUAAGAGCCCAGUUGAAGCAUAACUUGGCAUCGUUAUUCCUAAAGAUGCAAUCUAUUCUUCAUGUAUCUGACAUGGCAUCUCAGGAGAUAGUGGAACAUUUGACUCAGAUAUUUUCCUUGUCCCAACCGAUACUCAAACAAGAUAUUAGAGAGGUCUUACAGAGUCAUGACAUCACUGUCAGUGAAACACUUCUAAAUGAUGUUGUCAGUACUGUUAUGGACAGUAAUAUUAUUGUCAGUGCCACAGCUAAGGGGAAGCAGUUAUCCUCAACCAAGAGAAGGAAAACCUUCAUCGAAAAUAAUUACCCUGUGGUAAAGCCUGUACAGUAUCUGCUACAGCCAGGACACACAGCAGUGCAUGUUCCCAUUCUGGAGAUGAUACAAAAAAUCUUCAAUCAUACAGAUAUUCUGGACAAAAUUAAAGAAACAAAAGUGGCACAAAACAGUCAUUAUGUAAGCCACCAAGAUGGCUUGUACUUCAAAGAGAACACAUUUUUGUCUUCAGAUGAGUUAACGAUAACACUCAUUUUGUACAUUGAUGAUUUGGAAAUAGCCAAUCCACUUGGCACAUCACGGAAAAUACACAAAAUCUGUUCAGUAUACUGGACUCUUGCUGAUCUUGCCAGUAAAUACCGAUCAGCCCUGCAUGUAAUUCAGCUUGCAGCUUUAUGUAAAGUGGCUGACAUACAGACAUUUGGCUAUGAAAAAGCACUUGGUCCUUUGUUGAGAGACCUCCGUACCCUUGAACAAGAUGGGGUAUUCAUUGAGUCUAUUGGUAAGGUAGUUCAAGGAACAGUCAUGUGUGUGGUGUCUGACAAUCUUGCAGCCCAUGAUUUGGCAGGCUUUUCAAAGUCUUUUAGAGCAGAAUAUUUUUGCAGAUUCUGCACAGCGACACAAGCUAAAUUUCAGACUCAUGAAGUUGCAAGUGGCGAGUUCAGUCUUAGGACAAAAGACAGCCAUAAUAGUGAUGUGCAUGCUGUAAUGCAUGGGGGUAGUCAGAGUCAGAAUGGUGUUCAGGCAGAUUGUGUCCUGAGCCAGCAUCUAGAGCAUUUUCAUACGGUCACUGGCUUUCCACCUGAUGCCCUCCACGAUCUUUUUGAGGGCAUUGUGCCCGUAGAGCUCGCCCUGUGUAUCGGAGAGAUGAUCCGUUGCAAAUACUUCACCCUUGAAUAUUUGAACGAGAGAAUUCUAUCGUUUCCAUACCAGCACACAGACAAGCUUGACAAACCUCAUAAAAUACCACAGACCUUCGCUGUAAAGAAAAGCAUUGGUGGUAACGGCCAUGAAAAUGCCACAUUGCUUAGACUGCUCCCUUUGAUUAUUGGGACUUCAGUUCCUGAAGAGGAUGGAGCAUGGACUGUGCUAAUGGACUUAAAAAGAGGUAGUAGAGUUAUCGCUGUGCACAGAAUUCACAGAGGAGUCCAUCCAGUAUUUACAGUCCAAGAUACAGGAUCAUAG
Molecule: messenger RNA, 2104 nt
Organism: Coregonus clupeaformis (lake whitefish)
Lineage: Eukaryota; Metazoa; Chordata; Actinopteri; Salmoniformes; Salmonidae
Exons: 2
Coding region: 89-2104 (671 amino acids)
Source: RefSeq, a predicted model, not a curated record